UAGGAGCGAUAGCUAUUUCUCUAUGGAAGAACUCAAGGAAGACGAAAUUAAACACGAUUACGUAUCACCUACCCUUAUUACCAAUUUAGAUGCGAUCGACACCGUAUCGAACAAUACGGAAUCAUCGGUGGCAUCAGGACACGAAGUUCACAAGUACAAAAACGAGCCUCCGAAAUAUUUGAGUAAAUUGAAAAGUGUGAUGGAUACGAAACAGAGCCUAGUGGAAAGUAACGCAAUCGCGAAAAUAGAUCAUGUAUAUGAAGAAGUCAAUGCUCUCGAGUGUGAUAUUAUGGACUACUACGAGAAGUAUAGUCCGACGACGGCCAAGACGUUAAUAAAUACUCUUUUUCUUCCACGACAUAAAAUUUGCAAACAGUGCGCGAAUUUACAAGGUAGCCCGGUCUAUUCCGAUCGAUUGAUAUACGCGAAGAAGCCGCUGUACGCGAAGGAAGUUGACCUGUUUCAGCAAAAUGAUAUUAUACAAUUUAGGUAUCUUUCCGAAGAUGAUAAAGAUGUCGAUGCAUUAUUUUUGCAGUACGAUAAUGUCGAGCAUUGCUUGUUAGUAUAUAAUUACGUGAAACCUAAUGCCUGUAGCAUAUUUUAUUCUCACGGCUCGCCACAAGACGUUUUCGAUCUAAGAAUGACGUUGAAACCAAACAUCAUUCUUAUAGGCGACUAUAAAAUGAAAAGAGUAAAUACUGAGUUUUAUCAUCGGCGUAUAAAUCAUUUUUAUACUAGGGUGUCGAGAAACGGCAUUUCACCCACUGCGUUUCACGUAAACCAUAGUAACAUUUUAAGCUCUAUAAAACAUAUUGGAUAUGAUACUGAUUUGCAAAACUGGAUGAAUUACAGGAACGACGUGUUUCGGUCCCACAGUCUUAAACAAGACGAUGCGACCGAUCCUCGCGCGAACAGGUCCAGUCUGUUAUUGUUGGAACCUUUAUUGUUAAUGCCAGAGUUGGGCAGCUCUGGGUACAGGCACGUGAAAAAUCGUAUCGCACAGUCGGAGCACGUGAAAAUAGUAAAAAUAGUGAUCGCCUAUACUCUCUCUUUUUUUAUCUUAGUGACAAUAACGUUUUAUAUAGUUUACUUCACUUAAUCAAAAACUCGAUAUCCGUUCGCACCGAUUAGAGAUCUGAAAACAAAUAUAGAAUUUAUUCUCUCUAUAUUUUUUAUAUAUGAAGCAUACAUUCUGGUCCUAUAUUUUGAUACUUAUCCAGAUUACUUAGAACAAAUUACAAAUGCCAAAUUCCUGGAACUUCCUAUUAAAUGUAUACCAAUCUUA
Messenger RNA from Ceratina calcarata, 1285 nucleotides. RefSeq lists its product as uncharacterized. The transcript has a single exon. NCBI's taxonomy places the organism in Eukaryota, Metazoa, Arthropoda, Insecta, Hymenoptera, Apidae. Bases 23 to 1099 code for a protein of 358 amino acids. The record is from RefSeq and is a predicted model, not a curated record.